Molecule: messenger RNA, 819 nt
Organism: Fusarium subglutinans
Lineage: Eukaryota; Fungi; Ascomycota; Sordariomycetes; Hypocreales; Nectriaceae
Exons: 1
Coding region: 1-819 (272 amino acids)
Source: RefSeq, a predicted model, not a curated record
AUGACAAUGCCAUUUCAGUCACACAAGGCAUUACAUAGCUGGCCCACCACAAAUUUGCAGGCCAAGAAAUACCAGAGUCAAAAGCUACAAAGCCCUUGUUACCCUCACUACGACUCUGUUCACGAAUGCUCGCUUCAAGACUCUCAUUCACGACCAGUAUCACCCUCAUCGUGCUAUUCCGUACCCGAGACACUCCCAAAGAGAAGUCUAAAGAUAGAAGCCGCUUCCCAGCUGCGGUCUUUUUCUUCUGCUUCAGGUCGCAUUCUACGACCCCCGCUUAAACUGCAUCAACGACCCUAUCUGUCUUCAGAGAAUAUUCAACCAGCCAGGCCUACUGCCAUCAAGAGAAAUGAGUCUGAGCCCGACAGCGCUUGGAGUCUUGAGCCCCCCCCUGUUCCUCCAAAAGAUGAUUUGAGGCCUUCCCCUCAACAAGGGCAUGACCUGUGUAUUUCAGGUGAAAGUGAUACGGAACCGCACAAACAUGACACCUUUGGAUAUUUGGAAACCCCCUCGUCGUAUACCUCGUACUGGUCUGACGCUAGCUGCAGUGAGAGUGGAAGCAGUACAGAAGAUGAAGCAGAGUUUACAGAUGAUGGAGAAACUGACGUCGAAACAUCCGUCAUCGAGGACAGCUUAUUACACUUCUCUGUCAUUCAGGCGCAGCGUCUUUCUUUCCAUACAUGGAUUCUGAAUCCCACAACAGCUGGUGUUGCUCCUAGCCCGCGAUCCAAGAUGAACUGGAGGGGGCAAAUUGGAAAUAGGAAUAUUGCUGGACCUCAUCACUCGAAGGAAGCAAAACGUUGGGGGAUAAUAUUUUAG